Messenger RNA from Geodia barretti, 531 nucleotides. The record is from the annotation of a GenBank genome assembly. Lineage: Eukaryota; Metazoa; Porifera; Demospongiae; Tetractinellida; Geodiidae.
AUGGACGACGUGAAGAGACGUUUCGCGGAGUACAAGAGAGUGAGACAGCGGGAGAAACCAGAGCUGAGUGAGCGUCAUGUACAUACCUCUACAGAGGUAGCGGCUGGACGACAAGCGGAGACUGAUCAGGCUUUGCAACACACGACAGAUAAAACGUCGGAUAGUAUAUCACGUGACCCAUCUCCUCAAGUCACUAUCUCUAGCUCUCAGACAGGCCCCGGAGACCCUGUAAACAGUGCAUUUAGCCCUCCUCCGCCUCCCCCCUCCUCCUCCCUCUACUUCACUCUGCUGAAGAUACUCCUGUGGGUCAUAUUGUGGGGGUUCUUUGUCGAAGUAGGCUUUGGAGCUGUGUUCUUCGUAACCUCGCUCCUCUAUCUGCUGGUGACAUCGCUACGAGGCAGCAGACGCAAGCCCUGGGAACCCAGCGCCUACUCCGUCUUCAACAAAAACUUUGAGGCCAUAGAUGGAACUCUAUCAGCCGAACAGUUUGAAAGAGAACUGAGAUACGGACCAAUGAGCGUGAGAAAAUAG